AAUCAGCCGCCUGAAACUAGGUACGCAUUUUCGAUAGCAUUCCUAAUGACGAGAUAGUUAAUUAAAAAACGGACGGAAAGCCGCGAAAUAACGAGGCGCGACGGCGCCGGCGGAAGUGACAGUUGGAGGAACGACGGUUGCGGCCUCGACGUAACCGGCAAACGAGAGGAAGAAAUUCCCCUAAUGGCGGGUUGAUAAUGUGUCUGGACGUCGGCGGGAGGAAGAAGAUUCGAACGAGGUAUCGCAAGGGAGGUGCGCCGAAAUAUAACGCUACAUGGUAAACCGCACGUGACGUUUAUCCCCACGCGGGGUGGAGAGGACAGUGGGAGGCGUAAUUGCGAAAUCGCCGGGAUGCCGCGCGAACGUUUGUCGGCUGCCGUGGACGCUCGUUACAGUUUUGGGAAUUCCUUUUAACCGCGCCAAGGUUGUCGUUGUUUCCGACUGGAUGGAGGUGACUCGGUUGAGGUCCACGAGCGUGGAGAGGCGCGAUAUGACGUGCUAGGACGCUCAAGUUUGGUGAGCGAGUCACGGAGGCGCACGUGAUGGCUCCGGAGGUUUCUUUUAAUUAGAGAACUAUUGACGACUUUUUUUGCACGGUGUAAUUCAAUUACCGGCCGGAUUGUGUUCGAGACGCGCGCAGCCUCGCUUCGAAGAUUUUCACUUUUUACGGACUUUGGAGUGUUUCGAGGAACCUGGACGACUUCAUCGUGGACGAUUGCAGACUGCAACGAUGUUCCUGACGUAGCCUCGGGAUGGCCUCCACCAUGGGCUUACAGCAGCAGGCUGUCUCUCAGGACACCGUGGAUUAUUCCGGAUAUCUGCAAUCCCAUAACCACCUGAUCCACGGGAAACAGAACGACAGGCAGCAGCUACAGGGUGGACAAAAAACCCCAAACAGGGACCACAAUACCAGCUUCACCAGCACCAAGGGCCUUCUUAACGGUCCGGGACAGAACAAUUGCUUCCUGAACAGCGCCGUACAAGUAUUAUGGCAUCUGGACAUCUUUCGGAGGAGCUUUCGGGAGCUUUCCGGACACGCUUGCAUGAGGGAGUCCUGCAUCUUCUGCGCACUCAAGGAUCUCUUCUCGCAACUGCAGUUCUCCCAGGAGAGUGCACUGCCUCCAGAUGCCCUGCGACGUGCACUUGCCGAGAGUUUCCUGGAUCAGCAGAGAUUCCAGCUGGGCUUCAUGGACGACGCGGCGGAAUGUUUCGAAAACAUUUUGUUGCGCAUCCACCUGCACAUCGCGAGCGGCGAGGCCGAGGACAUGUGCAGCGCCCGGCAUUGUGUGCCCCAUCAGAAGUUCGCCAUGACGCUCGUGGAGCAGAGCGUUUGCGGUGCCUGCGGUGCGACUUCCGAGCCGCUGCCGUUCACACAGAUGGUCCACUACGUGUCGGCUUCGGCCCUGACUGCUCAGGCUCGUCAGACUCCGCCAGCAUCCCGGACCAGUCCGGAUCUGUUCGGACAGCUGCUGAGAAGAGCCGGGGGCAUGGGCGACAUUCGCGACUGUCCUAGCUCUUGCGGCGCGAAGAUUCAGAUUUGCCGAACCUUGAUGAACCGUCCGGAGAUUGUCUCCGUUGGCGUCGUAUGGGACAGCGAAAGACCGUCUUUGGAGCACAUCAUGGAUGUCUUUGCGACAGUGGGAACAUCUUUACGUCUGAGCGAUGUCUUUCACAGCGUCGUAGAUUCCCGUUGGGGUGCCACUACCGUCCACAAUCUCGUCGGUGUGGUCACCUACUACGGGAAGCAUUACUCCACCUUCUUCUUCCACACGAAGCUGAAGGUUUGGAUCUACUUCGAUGACGCGACCGUGAAGGAGAUAGGGCCACGAUGGGAGCAAGUCGUGGAGAAAUGCAGAAGAGGUCGAUACCAGCCACUUUUGUUGCUCUACGCGACUCCUGGGGGGACACCCGUGAAUACGGAAAACGCCCCAAAAGUGGUGACCCCUUUUCCGAACGGAAACGGCCUGAAGACUCCCCCGAAGAACACCGCGAGGAGGUCCAUCACACCAAGUCCUGAAAAACCCCCGAUCAACAAUACCGCAAGACGUGCCAUAACUCCCAACCCCGACAGCCCCCCUCACAUUUACACCCAGAGGAGGAUUUACAGCGAAUAUCAGAAUUUAACAGACAUCCAGAAUAACAUAUUUGGCAACCAGGGUGUGGACGUGGUGGACGGAGACGCGGAAUCAAAGUACAUAAGUAGACGAGCGGUCGAGACCGUGAUGCAGCAACAAAAGAAGCAGCAGAUGCAGCUGACGCGGAGUUUGAGCGCGGGUUCAACUCCGCAAGAUGGAAUUAGCAUUCCAGACCAUAUGAACGUGCCCAGACGACGAGAUUCCGGAAACUGGUCGGGCGAUCGUAACAGCGCAUCCUCCAGCUCGUCAACCACCAUGGAGAACCCCUAUUUAUACAUCGUAAACAAGAUGCAGAGGAACUCGGGGGUGCCCAAGAGCCCCACCAGCAAAUCCGGGGAGCUCUCCAGCAGCAGCAGCGGCCACUAUGAUGCUGGUUACGACUCUUACUCUUUGUCUUCCACCGAUAGUCUCCCGCUUCAGCAAGGAUUGAAGCAUAACCUGCAGCUUGCACAAAUUCCGGAGGGCUAUCAACCAUCUUCCGGGGACGACUGCGAGCGCCUCUGCAAAGAGACCGACGCUCUCCUGGACAAAUCUAGGGCUGCCGAGGAUGCCGGAGAUCUUGGUACUGCCGUUGCCCUGUGCAGUGCUGCCAGUGGGAAGGCCAGGGCUGCCAUGGAUGCUCCGUACAAUAAUCCCCAAACGAUAACCAUCGCGAGGAUGAAGCACAACACCUGCGUGAUGAGGACCAGGAGUUUGUACAGAAGGAUCCUCCAGGAGCAGGCGAUAGCUAAUGGCGAGAAAGAAGGUUCGUUGGCCUCUUGGAUAGGGGGAAAAUGGUGUUCGGUUAUGGGUCGGGUUGCUAACAGUGAUUGCGUUUCAGAAGGAGCACCGGAAGGCAGACACAGCAGGGAAAGCAGCAAAUCCGGACAACACUCCCGGCAAAGCUCCAGGGAUAAGGGGAACCACUCUCGGCAGAACAGUCGCGAACUUCUGGUGAACACGCCUGCUGUGGUGGACAAACCGGCGACAAAAAGCAUCGAGAUUUACGCGACGUUGCCCAAAAAGAAGACUCUCAGAAGUAAAGCAACCGCGGUGAACGUCAUCGAGGACGAGGAAUACAUGCUAUACGAUCGGCCGACGCAAAGAACCGGCCUAUUUGGCCGCGCAAAACGCUGCGAAGACGAAAAAAAAGACAAGAAGAGGGCCCGAAGCGAAGAGAGGAACAAGAACGUAUCGAAGGAUUUCUCCGUGGCACCGUCCACCAAGAGCUCGCCUGCCUCCAAGACCAGCAAAGUGGAGAAGACCAAAGAUGCGGAAGGCAGUGCAGUCAAGUCGACGCAGAGCAAUGGGAACGUGUCUGACCCGAAGCAGGGCAAGAAACAGCACAAGAUCAGGCGAAAGUUGCUAAUGGGUGGCCUGAUCAAAAGGAAGAACCGGAGCAUGCCCGACCUCCGCGAAGGACAGGAUGGCCAAAAUGUGGCGAAUUCGGAGGUGUCGUCGAACUGUUUGCCAAAGCAGUCCGUGGACGACUCGAGUGUUGGUCUGAAAGGCAACGAAGUUGGGCAAACUCUGAGUGGAUACUUGUCGGAGGGGCACUUGGAAUUCGCAGGAAAUGGAAAUUCCACUGGAAAUACGGGGAACCCGAAUCUGGAGAGAAGUCGAUUGAUGAGGAAGAGCUUCCAUGGUAGUGCCGGUAAGGUGUUGCACGUGGCCAAGGUGCCACCGCCUCCACCGCUGCGAACCACUUCACAGCUUAGCAAAGCUAAGUGUCCCGGAGAAGUGCGUAUCGAACAGGCAGAGAAACCUCUCUACCCCAUGACGGACGGAGGUGCCAGGAAUUCCGAUCAGGAGCAGAAAACGACCUAUUGGAACCACGCGAAUCAGGGCAAUCUCUCAAACGUGAACGUGCAAUCCAGUAGGAACUCCAACUACGCGGACUACUCCUCGGAACUUCAUUCCCUCCCCUUCCUUCCGUCCUACCAGACGACGGAGCAAACUUCCUCAGCGACGACGCAGUCCAGCUAUUCCAACAAACCCAGAAUACAAGACGACGUAGUCCAAUACGCCAAUGGGAUCCUGUACGAGCCUACUUUCGUGGUUACCCGAGCCGACGUCCACAGUGAACAGAGCCCGGUGAAGCAACAACCACCUCUCGAUCCUCUACCUCCAUACCCUGAGAACGUUUCCCACUCGAGACAACCCAGCGAGGAGUUUCCGCCACCUCCUUACCCAUCCAUUCAUCCAGUGUCUCACUCCAGACAAGCCAGCGAGGACUUUCCACCUCCGCCACCUCCCAUUGACGACUCGGCAAAUUCCCAACCACCUCAGGACGACACGCAGCAAUACCAGCUAAACGGCCGGACUCAGCAGCAAUUGGAAGCUCAGCAGAUCAGUUGCUUGCUGGCGCAGUUGCAGCUGAAGAGAGAACAGAUCCUCGCGGCGGAGUCCGCCGAAGAGAAGAGAUUACAAGAUGAGGACGAUGAUAAGACCUCUAACGAAACGUGGCUCCGGGAACUCCAGGCAAAACAGGCCGAGAGAAGGAUGAAAAAGCAAGGAUCUUUAGACUUGAAUCAGGAUAUACCUAAAGUUAGGCAAUCGAUGAUAACCUCCACGGCGAGCACAACUAUUACCAGGAGGACCAGUGACCUGAUGAUGAAUACUCUUAACCCGCCACAGGAUGAAGGACGAGAUGUUCCGGAUUGCGCAAAAGUUGUGACUUCCUCGUCAUCCGUUAAGGACAUGGCUGCCAGAUUCGAGCAGAUCAAAUUGCAGCCCGCUGCCAAAACCGAGGCGGAAGUGAAGAUUCAGACAAAGCCGCCCAGCAGUUCUCCAUCCCCGGCUAUGGAUAUCUCUCAAGACAUCCAACAGACCGAAGAUAUUAAACCUGUUAAAUUCUCUUCAGAAAACGUACCUGCUUACGUCAAGACGGAUAUUCAACCUGUAGCCGCGAGUCCCAGCUUCGACGCCACUUCUGGCCAACAUAACUUUGUUCCUACAAUGACGUCGGCUGCUGGAAACAAUGCCAACGGCAAUCAUGUUCAAGGAAGUGGACUGAACGCCGCGAUUUUAUCGAUGUCUCUGACAUUACCGCAUGAGAACGGUCUGCCGGUUGAUUAUCCGGAAGAUGACAUCAGCGAGGUCGCCAUGCAGAACACUAUACAAAACACUACGAUUUUACCAAACGAAGAUGACAUCGCCCCUAGAAAGGUGAAACGAAGAAUCGGGAAGAAGAAGAGCGUUUCUUUCUGCGAUCAGGUGGUGCUCGUCGCGACGGCAGAAGACGACGAAAAGGACUCGUAUAUACCAAACCCCAUCUUGGAAAGAGUGCUGCGCUCAGCCAUGAACAAGCCGGAAACUGCCCAAGUGUUGCGAGAGAUCAGAAGCCUUCAAGAGGCUGAAAUGAACCGCGACAAUCCAACGCCGAAGUUUCAGCAACAUACGCUGCCGCUGAAGAGCGAAGCUGAUAGCAUUCCGGCAACGCCUUUUCAGGAUCAGCUGAGGAGCGUCAAUCCAGUUUCCAUCUCUGACACUGUUCGACCCACUUUUGGAAGGCAGAACUCGAACGAAUCCGUCGGUUUAAUUCAGGAUGCGAAGAAACACUUCGGAGUCUUUUCCGAGGGUCAGGAUGUCACCAGGGAGACGUAUUCGGCAACGCCGACGAAUUCUGCUAAACCGCCGACGUCCUAUUCGCCGCAACUGCAGCAACAACUGCAACAGCAGAUCCGUUACCCUCCUCAGAAUGGUUAUGCGCCAUAUCUGCAAGCGCAAAUUGGGUAUCCGCAAACGCAGACGUCACAUCCGCGGAAUCAGGUCGUGCCCGCCUCCCAAUCGCAAAAACCAGCCAGUCCGUAUCCCACGCAGAUGCACAUUCAGUACCCACAAACCGGUGGAAUCCAACAACAGAAGCUGAAUUGUCCGAAGAAUACCUAUCAGAGUAACUAUCAGACAAUGGAGCAGCAGCACAACCAGAUGAACAAACAACUUACCGCCCAACAACAACAGUGCGCCGUGAAUCAGAGGAUACCGAGCCACAAUGCAAGCCCUAUCACCGUUCAACAUGGACAACAGUUUACGUGCCCGCCAAACCAGUCGCCAAAUCCAUAUCAGCAGUACUCCUCUUCUCCUCAGGGUCAAUAUUCUCAUAGUUCCUAUCAAAGUUUCCCCUAUCAACCCGUUCCCCAGAUCAACAGGUCAAGCCAACAGCCCUUACCUCAAUACCAACCUCCACCUAACCCGACGGCUGUUUCAUAUCAGCAACAGCAGCAUCAGCAGCAUCAGCAUCAACAGAUCCAACACCAGCAGCAGCAGCACCACUCUCAACAACAGUCUAUCCAAAACUAUCAACAGCGACUCGAUAACUAUCAACGACUGCCACCUUCUCAGAAGGUGGAUCAGCAGAACGUCUUGGCGCCCAACCAGACUUAUCCAAAUCCUCUCCAAAACGGACAAAUCCAGUCCAACAUGAAGUACCCCACGUACCAACACCCACCGGUACCCAAACAGACCAAACAGGUGCACUUCCAACCAGGGGCCAAGAACUGCGCACCUACACCCCAGUCGACGUCUUCCAUCCAGAAAUCCUCAUCCAUGGCGACUUCGGCGUCCUCGAGGACUGCUCCUUGUCACCUGUGCAGAAAGAAACAGAUCACCGAACCGGCGAUCUACUGCACCGACUGUGACUACUACAUGUCGCGCUUCCGACCUAAAAAUUAGGACACCUUCCACCUAUGCGAAUUAGGACUCUUCUAGAGAUUUAUACGAGCUUGGACUCCAUGUUACGCGGAUUCAACAUAUAUUCCCGUCUCUAGCCAACCUCUCUGCAAGCUCUCCUACCGACAUGUUAAAUUCCAUACAAUUAUAUUAUGCCAUUGGAAUCCCGAGGUUUUCCAAGUUUGCCUCGGACAUUUCUUUACUCUUGACUGAAUCGGAUUUAAUAUUUGAAGUAACGCUCGAUUGCAGCUUUCUCGUUUUUACAAUUUCACUAGCUUAGGCGGCUCGGGGAAUUCAAGCUGCACUCGAUUAUUCGAAAAUGAGUUGCGAGUCCGAUAUAUCCUGGCUAUGAUCCCAUCGGCGAGGAAUUAGGCUUCUGGGAGCAGGAACAUGAUUUCACGCGUCUCGAGUAAAACGACUAACGCAGGUGCAGAGGAUGGAGUCCGACGCGUAGCGCGUUUCGUUAUAAUUAAUUGCGUGCUUUGUACAGAUGUUAAACAUACUUUUAAGACCAAGUCGUGUAUGAAAGACCUUCGUCGCGCAGCUACUGAUGUAUUACCGUCGACAUGAGCAUUUUACAGUAUUCGACGCGUAGGUUAGACGUACUUUUUAUUCCGCGGUCGUGGCGAAUCAUGGAGGUCAUUGCGACGCGUCGUUCCCUCGUAAUGAUCCAUCAUCCUUGAUUGGUCGCAUUCUAUAAUCACGUGGACGUGUAAAUAGAGCUUUUGAUUUAGGAUUCCGUUACGUUGCCUUACAAAGACGUAGAUCGCUCCGUUAGUGCUUAUCGCGUAUCAAUUAGAGCGUUAGUAGAUUAAGUUGACAGGGUGAAUACUUAAGUUAUGCAUGUCGAUCGCCCGACCAUGCAUCGUUUCGUUUCGAUAGAACAAUGUCGCGGAGGAAAAUAGAGGGGCAGAUGUGGUUGCCGGAAUUGUGAUACUAGCGAUGCUACGUAGGAUCCUGUGUUAAGUUAGAGAGUACCUUUGUCGCAGGUUAUUUCGGAAAGGUCCUUGCCGAAAUUCGGACGACGAUUGGAGGCGAUGGAAGCAACCUGAUCUCGGAGGCAAGCGCGGAGUUUAUUUUACGUUAUCGUUAGAUGUUUAAAGUUACACAGCCUAUGUAUCGCGUUACUUGCGAGCCUAUCCGUGUGCUAAAUCGAUGUACAAACUUUCCUUUUAUAUUUUUUUGCAUGAGUAUUUUGUUUUAAAAAUACUUUCGACGUUAAUAAAUGAACGAAACCU
Messenger RNA from Orussus abietinus, 8023 nucleotides. RefSeq lists its product as uncharacterized. Bases 753 to 6788 code for a protein of 2011 amino acids. Gene Ontology annotation, molecular function: cysteine-type deubiquitinase activity. Gene Ontology annotation, biological process: protein deubiquitination. NCBI's taxonomy places the organism in Eukaryota, Metazoa, Arthropoda, Insecta, Hymenoptera, Orussidae. The record is from RefSeq and is a predicted model, not a curated record. The transcript has 10 exons.